Molecule: messenger RNA, 1692 nt
Organism: Paramecium tetraurelia
Lineage: Eukaryota; Ciliophora; Oligohymenophorea; Peniculida; Parameciidae
Exons: 3
Source: RefSeq, a predicted model, not a curated record
AUGGAACACUAAAAUUAUUGUACAUCAGAAAACGGAGUUAGAGUUUGUAAUGUCAGUUCUACAUUACCUAAUUGUGCAGCUGAUAACAUUCUGAUCUAAGAAAGAAAAUCAUUAUGGAUGUCCUUAGCAGGAUUGCCUUAAUAUAUUACUCUAGAUUUGUCUCAAGUUUAAGAAAGACCAAAAUUUAUCAAAUGUUUCGGUUUCGAUUGUUGGCAUGAUUAUUAAAGCAAUCCAUCGGUAAUUGAGUUGAUGGUAUCAUUAAAUGGCGAAAAUUUUAUCACUUGGACAACUUUGUAUCCUGAAUUGAAACAAGGAAUAUAAUUGUUUUAAAUCGAUCCUUUAGGAACUAGAUAUCAAUUUAUUAAGAUCAUUAUCAAGGAGACUUUUGGUGCUUCUAAAACUUAUUUGAAUUAAGUAUAUUUACUUGAAGAAUAUGCAAUGAUCAGUACAGAGAGUGUUACUGAAUCUUAGCAAUAGACUGAAAAUAACAAUAGUUAAUAUAAACAUCAAUUCGAAAAAGAAGAACUUGAACAUCAUGAAAGAUCAGAUAGAAUGGAUAGAUUUGAAAGAUUGGAUAGAAAUGAUAGAAAUGAAAGAAACGAAAGAAAUGAAAGAAACGAAAGAUAAGAUGUUAAAAUAAAUGAAUAUCAGGAUUUAGCAUAAAAAAUUCAUAGUAUGGGAAGAGAAGUUGCAAGUUUAAAAUAGAGUCAUUAAUAAGGAAAGUCUAGUUAAUCAUAAACUAAGCAAGGGUUCCAUAAAAGUAAUAUCACAGAAGAUGUGCCAGAUUCUUAUUAAAGAUUGACAUCAACAGAAAGAAUGGUUCUGGAUAUAUAGAGCAAAAAUUUGAAUGAGAUUAAUAUAUUGAAAAAGGAAGUGUAAGAUUGGAAGGAUAAAUGUGAACAAUUGGAGAGUUAAGUUUAACGAUUAUAUAAGAUGGUUACUCAAAUUAAGGAUAAAUAAUAAGAAUAGGAAGAUUCAAUCCAUAAAUAUAUUUAAUAAAAUUAAAGUGAAGUUAGUUUUGAUGCCAAUAAGAGAUAAGUUUACAAUACUGGUUAAAUAACUCAACAAUAAACUUAACAGCCUCAAUAAGUAACUCCUUCUCAGUAGCCUUAACAAUCAUAACACCAAAUGAACAAGUUUGAAGAUGUAAUUGAUAAGAAGAUAAGUGAAUUAUCAGGAAACUUCUAGGUCUUAUUUCAAUAAUAAGAAUCUAAGUUUAAAAAUCAAUAAAAAGAGUUGGUCAAGAGUUUCAAGGAUUAUGUGCAAUAGGAAUAUACUUAAGAAAAGCAUAAAGAUUAUGAUAAAAAGAAGCCAGCUUCAAGGGGGAGAUAGAAAUAGAAAUCAGCUUCAAAAUCUUCUUCAGAAAAAUCAUCUCAUAGUUCUUCAAGUAGUUCGAUCAUAAAUUUCAUUAAAUCUAAGAAGGCUUAAUCUAAAUCAAGACAACAAUCAAAGUCUCAUCUGAAAUCAUUGCCUAGAUCCAGAUCUCCUGUUGAUGACAAAGAAAACGAUAGAUAUGAGAACAAUAGACUAUCUCCAAAACAAAGAAAGGUGGCAACAUUGUUGGGCAAGUUGCAAUAGAAGUUAUAAAAAAGAGCUAAGAAAAUAGAAUAAUUAAACUUAUCUCAAAGAAAGACAAGGAAGAGAGGCAGCAUACAGAAUUCAAUGGAUUAGUCUAACUCAUCUGAUUAUUGA